Molecule: messenger RNA, 1797 nt
Organism: Penaeus chinensis
Lineage: Eukaryota; Metazoa; Arthropoda; Malacostraca; Decapoda; Penaeidae
Product: nucleolar complex protein 4 homolog A-like
Exons: 12
Coding region: 196-1728 (510 amino acids)
Biological process (GO): ribosome biogenesis
Cellular component (GO): nucleolus; small-subunit processome; Noc4p-Nop14p complex
Source: RefSeq, a predicted model, not a curated record
ACAGCACAGGACACAACAACACGUGCAGCACCCAGUUUCAAAGAGGCUAACGCAAAGGAGCUGGAGCUCAGCAAUUAUAUCAUAACUGAGACUGAGGGCACUUAAUUAUUUUGAUAAAAAUAAUUUGGGUCUUCCUCGUAAAUAUAAACAAGGCACAAUACCAUUAGACAACACGAAGAGCGUGCAAGUAGAAACAUGAAGCCCAAAACGACCACGGAACUCCUCAGGGAUUUUAAGACGGACAAGAUUAAGAAUGCUAAUGUUAUUCUUGAACUUAUGAAGCGACUUGAGGACACUAAAGUUGAAAGCCUAACAUCAGCAAUUGAAGCCUUGUGCGCAAUAUUUAUACAGCUUCUCAUUGAACAGGACAUAAAGGUUCAAUCAAAAGUACCAGAUGAGCUGAAAACUGCAAAGGACAAAUUCAUGGACUGGAUACUUAAGCUGUAUGAUGAAAUGCACCAAAAAUUGCUUUGUCUUUUAAGACAUGAUGCCCAUUCAGUGCAAAAACUGGCAAUGUGCACCUUAUUGCAAUUCAUGCAGACUGAAGGAAGAAAUCCUGUUCGCAAAAAUUCAGGGGAAGUAUAUCACUUUCCAAAAUACAGACUGCAUACUCUAAUGAGGGAACUUGUAACAUAUACUGUCGACAGACGUCAGUUGAUUUAUCACCUGAAAGAGUAUAUGAAGUAUCAAGACUUCAUGUUUUAUACACUCAUGAUACUCAGUGAUAUGAUUAAAAAAGACAAGAAAAAAAACAAAACAGAUGUCUUUAUGAACAAUCUCUUCCCCCUGCUGGAGCAAAUUGAUAUCCCACUGGAAGAAGAGUAUAAUUAUAAGCCCUGUAAACUUUUCCUGGAUCCUGAAUGUGAUCAGGAAAUGGCAGCUGACCCUGUUUGUGGGUUUACAAUAUCCUAUGAUAAAGCCCAGAAGGCUUUGAAUGUUAUUUGGCUUGAAAUUUUGAAGUUUCCACUGAGUGUAGACUUGUAUCGCCGAUGUCUUAUUCUCAUACCUGAAAGAGUUAUGCAGCACCUGUAUAAUCCUGUAAGAUUUACAAAUUUCUUCAUGGAGUCCUAUAACAUGGGUGGAGCUAUUAGCCUGCUGGCUCUACAAGGCGUCUUCAUCCUGAUAAACAAACACAAUUUAGAAUAUCCAGAUUUUUAUACAAAGCUGUAUGCACUUCUGGAACCUAAUAUUUUUCAUGCAAAGUAUAAACCAAGAUUUUUUAUUCUCCUUGACAAGUUCUUAUCUUCUUCACACAUUCCAGAAUACCUUGUUGCUGCAUUUGUUAAACGCUUGGCACGUUUAACUUUGGUAGCUCCAGCCCCAAGUUUAGUUCUUGUUCUUAAGUUUAUUGUAAAUCUACUUCUGCGAUUUCCAGGAUUAAAGAAGCUGAUUCAUAAUCCAUCUGUAAAAGGUAUGGAAGAUGAUCCCUAUGAUGCAAGUGAACCAGACCCAGUACGAUCAAAAGCUUCAGAAAGCAGCUUAUGGGAGGUUGCUUCUCUACAAAAUCAUGUACUUCCAGCUGUAUCUAAAGUUGCAGGAUUCAUAAACAAAAAUCUCCCAGACAUGGAACAUGAUAUUGGUUGUCAUGUAGAAACAACUUAUGAAGAGGUUUUUGAGUAUACUUGUAAGAUCCAGGUGCAUGAUGGGGUUGCAACUACUUUUCAUAAGCCAAGAGAAUUUUUCAUCUAUGAAGAUAACAAGAUUUCUAGUGCUUGGGCAUUAGUUUAAAAAUAUUAGAAUUAUUCUUUUCUUAAUGUGUUAUGUAUUUAUAAGAAAAUCAAUAAAGUGUUAAGUAAG